AUCUGCUGCAGUUUUAAAGGCACGAAGAAAAAAAGGUUCAGGGAGUUGUUCUGAUAAGAUAAACAGUUUUGCUUAAAAACGUUAGUUUGUUGGCAAACUAAACAGCAGUUUUAUUGUCGUCACUCGUCUCUAUCUGCUCGAUCUGAAAGUCAUAGCUUGACAUUUUCAUCCGUAAAUGUUGAACCUGUCACAGUGCGGAAGUUGAUGCAGUGUUACCAUACAACAUCUUGGCUAACGUUAGUUACUGUAGAGUAGGCUAGCCCCCUAGCAAGCAAGCUAGCUAGCUAUGAAGGACACGCUUGAUCUUCUUCAUAGAUUCAGCGCGCACCCUGACUCGCGCUGCUGGUACGUCGCCUGGAACCCAAAGGGUACACUGCUUGCUUCAUGUGGCGGUGACCGAGCUAUUCGCAUUUGGGGGAAAGAAGGCGAGUCGUGGGUUUGCAAGUGUGUGCUGUCAGACGGCCAUCAGCGCACCGUCAGAAAGGUAGCUUGGUCACCAUGUGGGAACUACCUGGCCUCUGCAAGCUUCGAUGCCACAACGUGCAUUUGGAAGAGGAAGAACGACGACUUCGAGUGCUUAACGGUGUUGGAAGGCCAUGAGAACGAGGUGAAGUGCGUCGCCUGGUCCCCAUCUGGCAACCUCUUGGCCACCUGCAGCAGAGACAAGAGUGUGUGGGUGUGGGAAGUGGACGAGGAUGAUGAGUACGAGUGUAUGAGUGUGGUGAACUCCCACACACAGGACGUCAAACACGUGGCCUGGCAUCCCACUAUGGAGCUCCUGGCCUCGGCAAGCUACGACAACAAAGUGUGCAUCUACAAGGAGGAGGACGACGACUGGGAGUGCCGGGCCACGCUGGAGGGCCACACCUCCACCGUCUGGAGCGUGACCUUUGACCCCGCCGGCCAGCGGCUGGCCUCCUGCAGCGAUGAUCGCACCGUUAAGAUCUGGAAGGAGGUGCAGCCGGACGGCGAGGUUCCGUGGAAGUGUGUGUGUACGCUCUCCGGGUUCCACGGACGAACGGUGUAUGACGUGGCGUGGUGUCGGCUGACCAGUGCCCUGGCCACAGCCUGUGGGGAUGACGGUGUGCGCGUGUUUAAGGAGGACGUGACCUCUGACCCCGAGCAGCCCGUCUUCUCCAUGAGCGUGCACGUGCCCAAAGCGCACGGCCAGGACGUCAACUGCGUGGCCUGGAGCCCCAAGGAGGCGGGGCUUCUGGCCUCCUGCAGCGACGAUGGAGACAUCUGCCUCUGGAGCUACAAAUCAGAGGAUUGAUAUCCCCUGAUUGGCAGGCUAGAGGACUAAUGAACCGUGAACGUGUUGCUGUAACGGAACGUGAGCCUUGCGGGUUGAGUCGGAGUGUAGGCAAGCUUUAAGAUCAGUCGUAUGCCAAAACCAUCAACACCCAUGUGUGAAAGGAAUCCCAACUGAGGGUGUAAAUGCUCAUUUGUUUCAGAGGAUUUUGCCAUGCCUCAUUUAGUAUUGUCUCUGCCUCUGUAGGAUCAGAACAAGAGCACCUCCUCAUAUGAAGUUCAACAUUUAAUUCACUUCACUUUGUGAACAAUCCCUCUUAAAUGCUUUUUUCUGGUAGAACUUUUUCCAUCAUGUGCUUUUCGAUUUUUUCAUGUGAUUGUCACGCAAUGCAAAUGGACUGAGUUUUGAUUAAAAUAAGAAAUGUAAUUACUAA
Molecule: messenger RNA, 1685 nt
Organism: Alosa sapidissima (American shad)
Lineage: Eukaryota; Metazoa; Chordata; Actinopteri; Clupeiformes; Clupeidae
Gene: ciao1
Product: cytosolic iron-sulfur assembly component 1
Exons: 6
Coding region: 287-1273 (328 amino acids)
Biological process (GO): iron-sulfur cluster assembly
Cellular component (GO): cytosolic [4Fe-4S] assembly targeting complex
Molecular function (GO): protein binding
Source: RefSeq, a predicted model, not a curated record